AUGGGGGCCUACAUCGACGAUAUGGUGGUAAAGAGUAAGGAGAAGUCUCAACACCUCACUGACCUUGCAGAAAUGUUUGCCAUACUUAAGCGCCACAAACUUCAUUUGAAUGCCUCCAAGUGCGCCUUCGGAGUCGGCACCGGGAAGUUUCUGGGGUUUUUGGUCACAAACCGAGGAAUUGAAGCCGACCCAUCACAGAUCAAGGCUAUACAAGAGCUGGAGCGCCCAAACUCCACGAAGGACGCCAAGUUCUUUUGGGAUGACGAAUGUGACCGUGCACUGGCAGACUUAAAAAUAUACCUUUCCUCAGCCCCUAUCUUAGUCACAACUCGGCCGGGCGAAGAGUUGUAUCUCUACUUGGCAGUCUCUCAACAUGCUGUGAGCGCCGUCCUAGUCCACGCUGAAGGCAUCCAGCACUUGCCCAUCUUCUAUGUAAGCAAGACUUUGCUCCCGGCUGAGACGAGGUAUCUUCCGCUGGAAAAAUUAGCGCUGGCCCUGAUGAUGACAUCACGAAAGCUAGCGCACUAUUUUCAUGCCCAUACAAUAGUUGUGUUAACCGAGUUCCCACUUAAGGUGCUUUUUGAAAAGGCAGACUUCACCGGAAGAAUUUUGAAAUGGGCCGUGGAAUUGGGGCAGUACGAUAUCAAGUUCCGCCCACGCACCACAAUCAAGGCUCAAGCUCUUGCAGACUUUGUGGCGGAAUUCGCCCUUGGAACGCAUCCAGUUUGCCCGGUUGAUUUGGCUGGUGCGGAUUUAGCGCAACCCAUGGUUUUGGCAAUAAAGACGAGUGUUGGCUCCAAAGUGGGAGAAGGCCGAAGAGCGACCGAACUAGAGGAGCUGGGUGACUUCUUGGAAGACGUGCUCAAUCAAGACAAGGAAAGAGACCAGAAUGAACCGAUCAGAGACUUGGAAUUGAGAAGCUCCCAGAACCCCUCUGAUUGCUGGAAGCUGUUUAUUAGCGAGAUGUGGAAGCUCUUCGUCGAUGGGGCAUCCAACAAGCAUGGGGCCGGGCUGGGUAUCGUACUGCCUUCACUAGAUGGGCUGAUUAUCGAGCAGGCAAUUACGCUCGGCUUCUCAGCAUCCAACAACGAAGCGGAGUAUGAAACCCUCCUUGCCGGACUAAGAAGCGCAUUGAGAAUGAAGGCGUCAGCCCUGAUGGUAUUCAGCGAUUCCAAGCUGGUGGUCAAUCAGGUAUCAGGGGAAUAUGAGGCAAGGGACAAAAGAAUGGCCAAGUAUCAGGCGCUGGUACACGCAGAGAUCACAAAGUUCGCCGCAAUAAGGAUGAAACAAAUCAACCGCGAGGAAAACAACGCGGCUGAUGAAUUGGCCGGACUUGCUUCUACUCAGACAGCUUUUCCUAACCCCUUGAUGAUAGAAUUUUUACCUCGGCCAAGCAUUGAGGAACCGGAAGUGACCGAGGUACUCUCUCCCUACUUGGGUUCUUCCUCCAUUAUCGUCUUCCUAAAAGAUAGAGUUCUACUGCAAGAAAAGAAGGCGGCCAACAAGAUUCGGGCCAAGUCAGAGCAGUUUUGGCUCUCCCCGUCCGGAGCCUUGUAUAAGAAGUCUUUUAUCGGGCUGUAUCUGAAAUGUGUCCACCCAGCCAAGGUGGAAGCUUUUCUCUAUGAGAUCCAUGAAGGCAUCUGCGGCAGCCAUACUAGGGCAGAUCUUUGGCUUACCGAGCAAUUUUCCAAGGUUAUUGGUGGCCGUGCAUGCAGGCAGACGCACAGAAAUACGUUCGCAGAUGUGAAAAGUGCCAGAAAUUUGCUCACUAGAUCCACCAGCCAGCGAGAGAAUUGCUCCCCCUUACAAGUCCUUGGUCGUUCGCACUCUGGGGAUUGGAUAUAG
Camellia sinensis is the source of this 1845-nucleotide messenger RNA. The record is from RefSeq and is a predicted model, not a curated record. NCBI's taxonomy places the organism in Eukaryota, Viridiplantae, Streptophyta, Magnoliopsida, Ericales, Theaceae.